Molecule: messenger RNA, 844 nt
Organism: Phytophthora sojae
Lineage: Eukaryota; Oomycota; Peronosporomycetes; Peronosporales; Peronosporaceae
Product: proline-rich protein
Exons: 1
Coding region: 68-733 (221 amino acids)
Source: RefSeq, a predicted model, not a curated record
CAAGAACCAAGCAAGCAACCCGAGCAAGCCCAACGGCCUCCGUGCCUCCAAGCGCUCCCCGAGCACCAUGAAGCUCCUACACCACCUCCUUGUCAGCGCUGCGUGCGUGUCUGUCCUCGCCGCGACUUCGGCAACACCUUCGGCGGCUGCACACGUCGCAGAAGGAACCUUCGCCUCUCCGGCAACCGACGUAGGCGUGUCGAGACUGCUUCGAGGCCCCGACGAAGAUGACAACGACAGCAGCGAGUCCGCCGCGGGACUUGAAGAAGAAGAUGACGAGGACAGCAGCGAGACCGCUUUUGAUCUUGAGGCGGACGACGACGACGACAGCAGCGAGCUCCUUGAUCCCGAGUUGGAUUCCGAGGAAGACACGCCAAACCCGUACCGCCGGCUGAAGGGAUCGACGAUGACCCCGUCGAAGACCACGAAGGCAUCGCCGCCUAAGCCUGCCACUACACCCAAGCCUGCAACGCCUACCAAACCUCCCGCACCGUCCAAGACACCGGAAGCGACGAAGCCUGUGAAGGCACCGGAGCACCCGAAAACGAAGAAGCCGGCUCCCACGCCGACACCAACGCCAACUGCCACCCCCACCCCAACACCGACGACCACGCCGACAGUGACGCCGUAUGCAGCAGAUGCGGCGACCUCAAAUCCUUCCUCCGAUAUGACCGCGUCGGAUGCGACGGCCACGACCACUUCGGAUGCGGCCACGUCGACAUCCGCUGUGUAAGUGUACGAAUGGGGUGCUCGUGUUGAUAGACCUGUAUGUUUUGAAGUUUGUAAGUGCUGUGCGAUUCGAGGAAUUGAUUGAUGUGAAUAUAAAGUCAAAUUUGUGAGUAUC